AUCGCGGCACGCCGGCCGCCGCGCGACACCGUCCCUGAUGCCAACUCCAGCCUAGCCGCUACCAGGACGAUACCGCAGGACAUUUACCGGGGUCGAGGGGGUAACUUCGCCAGAAGGAGCCGAGAAAGAAGGGGCGAGGACAGAGGACGCGUCGAGGGAAGGCGGUGAGAGGGAAGAGAUGGACUAGGUUAGGCUAGGUUAGGGCAGUGAGUGGGUGUGCAAAAGUGCGCGGCUUUGGAACCAGGGAAGGUUAGCGGGGGGAGCUGGUGGAGGAGGCCUGGGUCGUAGGCUUCAAGGAGAUCGUGACCUGGUGUGCGGUACGGGAUAUGAUCAGGUUGUUGCUGGUGGGAACGUAGCACCGAGUGGUUUGAGAUAUUGGAGAGAUUGGAUAGAGGAUCCAGGGAACCUGGGUUUGCUGGGAUAGAUUUUGGGGGAGGACGAGAGGGUUCGGAUUCUUGGCCAGGGUUGACAUCGAAGUGGACCACUGUCGACAGGAGGAGAUAGAAGUCAAGGAUCACUCCAAUAGGAACCUGGAAAGUCGCCAGGUGGCGAUUCGUUCCGGUUAGGCGGGAACUUGUUGAGUCUCCCCCAGGCGGGGUGGGACCGGAAGCGGAGGGCAGAACAUCCCACUUCCGGCAUGUCGUGCGGGGCGAUGGUAGUGCUGAUACCGCUUUUGGGGCUGGCUCUGCUCGCCCGGGCCAGUCCUCGAGAGGUUCGCAACGCCCCGCUCGUUGUGGAGACCACCAGCGGUCUGGUGAGAGGACUGGCUCGGACGGUGCUAGAUCACGAGGUGCACGUCUUCUAUGGGAUCCCGUUCGCCAAGCCGCCGAUCGGGCCGCUGCGGUUCCGCAAACCGCUGCCGAUGGACCCCUGGCACGGAGUCCUCAACGCCACCAUGUUGCCCAACUCCUGCUACCAGGAGAGAUACGAAUACUUCCCAGGGUUCGAGGGAGAGGAGAUGUGGAACCCCAACACCAACAUCUCCGAGGACUGCCUGUACCUCAACGUCUGGGUGCCCCAGAAGGUCCGACUCAGGCACCAGGGCGCGGAAAAAUCCAGGGUCCCCAUCUUGGUCUGGAUCUAUGGUGGAGGGUACAUGUCGGGAACCGCCACCCUGGAUGUCUACGACGCCGACAUCAUGGCCGCCAGCAACAACGUAAUCGUCGCUUCCAUGCAGUACCGAGUUGGCGCAUUUGGCUUCCUGUACCUGAACAAACACUUCGCUAACAGCGAGGAGGCCCCUGGGAAUAUGGGCUUGUGGGAUCAGGCUCUGGCUCUGAGGUGGCUGCGAGAUAACGCGGCCGCAUUUGGUGGUGAUCCCGACCUUAUCACCAUCUUUGGCGAGUCUGCUGGGGGCGGAUCCGUUUCUUUGCAUCUCAUUUCCCCCGUCACCAGGGGGCUGGUUAGGAGGGGCAUCCUGCAGAGCGGCACCCUUAAUGCCCCCUGGAGCUACAUGACCGGGGAAAAAGCUAACGAGGUCGCCAGAGUCCUCGUGGAUGAUUGCGGAUGCAACUCCACCAUGCUUUCCGAGAACCCUGCCAGGGUCAUGGCUUGUAUGAGGUCCGUCGAUGCCAAGACCAUCUCCGUUCAACAGUGGAACUCCUAUUGGGGCAUUUUGGGGUUCCCCUCUGCCCCCACCAUCGAUGGGGUGUUUCUACCCAAACAUCCCCUGGACCUACUCAAGGAAGCCGAUUUCGAGAAGACGGAGAUACUCAUCGGGAACAACAAAAACGAAGGGACCUACUUCAUUCUGUACGAUUUUAUCGACCUCUUCGAGAAGGACCACGCGAGUUCCCUGCAGAGGGACAAGUUCCUUGGAAUCAUCAACACCAUUUUCAAAAACAUGACGCAAAUCGAGAGAGAGGCCAUCAUGUUCCAAUACACCGAUUGGGAGAACGUGAACGACGGCUUCCUCUACCAGAAGAUGGUGGCGGACGUCGUCGGAGAUUAUUUCUUCAUCUGUCCGUCCAUCCACUUCGCCCAGCUAUUCGCCGAUCGCGGGAUGAGGGUGUACUACUACUUCUUCACCCAAAGGACCAGCACCAAUCUAUGGGGCGAGUGGAUGGGAGUGAUGCAUGGCGACGAGGUGGAGUACGUUUUCGGACAUCCCAGGAACAUGUCUUUGGAGUACACCAAGAAGGAGCGAGAUCUCUCCCUGAAGAUGAUGCAGACGUAUUCCCACUUCGCCUCCACUGGAAAGCCGACCGUUAACGAGGAAGAAUGGCCGCCAUACACGAGAGACGAGCCGCAGUAUUACAUUUUCGAUGCCGAAAAAAGUGGCCUCGGCAAAGGACCCCGAACAACGGCCUGCGUGUUCUGGAACGAGUUCCUGCCUCGGCUGAAAGGUGUGCCAGACCCAUCACCGGAGGCAUGCAGUGGGGUAGUGGCGUCGAGCGUUUCUUCGGGAGCGAAGAGUCCACGGGGGUACAUAACCUCUAUCGUGCUGGUCUCGCUGCUGGUCGUUCCAGGAAUUUUGUAGGCCUUCAGGAUUCGAACAGAUCUGUCGGCUUGCGUGCCAGGAAUUUGACAAAAAGAGAGAGAGGGAACAUGGCCUAGCACCUUUUCUCGCGUAUAGAGAGCUCCAGGGCCCAGAAUUGAAUUUCUCAGUCAGGCGAUCGAUUCCUGGAUAGCUGGGGAAGACCGAAAGCCUAGAAAUUGCGACGAUUCGAUGGUCUACCAGGAAUUAGGAUAAUUCGUUCUUGCUUUCUAAUCCUGUCCGGCGCGAAAUUCUAGGACUUGCGUCGACUGAUGGGGAAAUGGAUGUGGUCCAUCCAUAUGGUGAUGGUGAGCUUAUGUCUAGGUAUUUAUGCGGAUUUUAGGGAGACUAGAAACUGGAGAUUGAGCAGGACGGUGGUCAAAAAAAUUCCGGGGCAGGGUAUGAAGAGGGAUUUUUAAAUCCGGCUUCGUUUUGGAAAAUUCGAGGGCAAAUUGAAAAUUCACAGCUCAGCUGACUGGGCGACGGAAUGACUCUUCUGCCAUGAAUGACGUUCAUCCUUUUGGUAAACCUUCCACCGGAGAGUACUCUUUACUACCGCAUACGUUACAGUGACUGAUGCAUUCUGUCGCCAGCUCGUUUUUCUGACACACACAACUGUAAUUAUUUUCCUUGGCAGAAAAGCCAGGUGGCGUAAUGCAUUGCACUCACCGAUAUAAACGGGCUGGUAGAAAGUACUUGUCUACCGCCUUUUUUUUUUUUCGUUCCCACGUCGACACUAAUUGUCUGAAGUUGGACGAGAUCCCAUUACUAGACAUGGCCUUGCAGUUAGAAUAUCGAUCAUGAGUACACGUAUUGGAUAUCCACGUUAAACAUAAUUAAAAAGAAAUGAAUUAUUGGUAAAUAUUUUUAACAGGGUAAUUAUCGAAAGGAUGUUUCGUCGAGUGAAUGUUAAAAUGGGAAAUCCUUUCCUGAUUCUAGUCUCCGUCAAAAUUAGCAUCUCCGAAUCGGUGGUGUUCAUUACCACAGCUAAUUACGAAGGAAUGAUCUAGACCCUUAGGAUUUACGACGAAGCUCACGUUAGGAUCUAUCGAUCUUGCUUUCUAACGUGCAUAGAAACGAGAUUUUAAGCUGCCGAGAGACAUAGCCCUAAGAAUAGGGAAACGAACGUAUUUCCUCGCUGCUGUUUAACGAUAGAGCUUGGGUAGACCUCGAUGGGCAUUGAAAGUAGCAAAAGCUCUUAACUUCCAUAAACUAAAAUUGAAUAACCAUCUCCUGGCACCACAACUCUCGAAUUUAAUUACUGACUUUGCAUCUCCAUCACAUACCCACGUAUAGAAUUGGGCCUUCGGCCAUUAUUAAAUACUAAGCCGGCAUUUUGAAUAAAAUUUGAUUUUAAUUCUGCAGGUUAUCGCGUGAAUAAAAAUAACGAAAAAAAUAAAAAAAAAGUCAUUUCAGUUCCUUCGUGCAGAAUAAAUAUUUUCUCGGUACUGAAAGUCCGAAAUUGCGAAAAGCUGCUUUCAAUCCCCAUACGAGCCUCGAAGGAGGUCGAGGUGCAGGAGUGAUUCGUUAAAAAAUUCCAAAAUAGUGUUUUAAGAGAUGUGACUCGAUUAAGAGAUGUAUAUACAUAUGUAUCUAUGCGAUUAUGGUGUACGAUGUCACGUGGACAUGGUCUAUGGGGAGUAAAUCGCAAGCAAGUUGGACAUGUAUGGAAAGACGUGCGGAAGUUCGGAACUCCCAUUAACUAAUUUUCCAUAUAUUUGGCCGACUUACCUGUCGCAAAGCACCCAGUGUAAUUUACUCCGCGGUAUAUAAGGUAUUAAAAAAAUAUUAUGUAGGCCUCCUAGCGAGUUAAGGGUGUAAAGGCUCAUUUUUAUGGCGCUACGUCGCGGGUUUAAAGAAAUUAUAUCGAGGCGCGUUUUUGUUCGCUGCGUGGAGAGCUAGGACGUUUCGAUAUUGACUUAAGAUCGACUAAUUCACCCUAGGUACUUAAAAACUUCAUUACGCCCGAGAAUUAAUUUCUUCACUGGCUAGGAUACUGUUAUGACAGUCCGGUAAUAGUAUGCGCAUAUCUGAAUUAUUAAAUGAAAACGCAAACAAUCCGAAAGGUGAAUCAAUCUUUCUUUGGUCGGCAAGAUGGCGCCCUUCCUUUCUAUACGUCGAAAAAGAUUUAAAUAACGACCAAUCGACGUUUGUUUAUAACGCAGCUUCCUUCCGAAGUGAAACUAGGAAGGGAUCGCUUAAUCCUAAUUGUUAACCGCACAUUGGGCGUCGAAGAAAAAAAAGAAAAAAAAAUAAUAACACGGCGCUCGUGACGAAGGGGAGGUCGAGAAUUUUCAAGAGAUUGUUGCUAAAGGUUCAACGAGUGUUGAGGGAAAGAAAUGAAAAAGAUAAACGAAGCAAACCCCGUUCUCCGGCACGCGAAAUCACAAAUCGCGCCGUAACGUGAAUCUUCCAUUUGGUACAUAUCACCUCUAUACAUAUAUACAUAAAUAUAAAUAUAAAGAUACAGAUAAUUAUAAAUAUAUCAUGCGAGUGAAUAUAUAUAUACAUUAAUGUACUAACGGUAGUAUUGUAAACGUAGUGCGACAUCGUUGCCACAUUAGCGCCGGGCAAAUGUUAUUAACUAUUUGCGCGAUGUCUGAGACACAUAGGAAGGAGACUUCGGUAUUUUGAUUAACGACACAAAGGGAAAAUUAUUUUCUACGAAAUUAUUCUAGGCUCUAAAUAAUUGCGAUCCCCUCCCGCUUAGAGCUCGGAAUUCCCGAAGGCGUCGCGGCGUCAUUAAUUAAAAAAAAAAAAACAUUAAGACGAUGGGAGAGAGUCUCAUCUGUUAAGUCGAACGAAACUUUUCUCCAAAUUGCUUUCGAAAAAAAAUCGAUCGAACAACUCGGGGCGAUUUUUCUUCUCCUUUCCGAGCCGUGAGAACGGAAAAAGGACGCGACUCGAAACUAGGACCGAUUUCGAGCGCCAUUGCAAAAGUACGCGAGAAACUCAACAAUUCCGUUCUUCCACUCUGCGAGCAUUUCCGAACGUUUCGAAGGUGCGCCUUGUUUGAAUUUUCAUGGCUCCAUCAAUAAAAUAUAAGUUUCGAUCCGCAUGGGGAGCUUCGUAGUCCACUUUCGGGUCGAUCGCGUGUCUCUGCCAGGACAAAGAGGGACUCCCACUUCCUGGGUAAUUUUUAAUCAUUUCCUCCGUGAUUGUCCUGACAACAAUUAAAUGUUUAUUCUUUAUAUUCCCGGGGAGAUCGCGCGCGACGACUUGGGGAAUUCCGAAAACCAGAAGGGAGGGGAUAUAUAUAUAAAUAAAUACGUGUAUACAUAUUAUACAUAAAUUGGUGGGCGUUGCUCGUAAGCUUUCUAGAGUAAUUAUGCACACGCGCGCGACAAGCUUUUCGUUAGUCCUAGGAAGCAUGUUCUCACAUAUCAUUGGCAUAGGCCGUAAAUCUCAUGUAUGAUUAACGGGCAAUGCGUAGAAUUAAUGGUAAUUAGUGCCUCGGCGGUACGAAAAACUGGCGGCCAUGUUCGCUCGUCGGGCGCGACCUACUACGUUAGUCAUCGCAUCAUCCUGACCAGUCCUUCGUUAAUCCCCGAUCGUAUUCGACUCCCGUUUACAGAGAGGAUGAAACAAUUGCGAGCGACUAUCCGUUCGAUAGAUUUUCACGAUCCAAAUUCGAGGCGUUAUUUUUCUAUACGGGCACACGUUCGUUAAUGCAACCCGAGUUUUUCGCGCUGCGCCGCUGCGAUCGUUACCCACUCCGCCAUAUUGGAUUUCUUGGGUUUUAUUGUUAAACCUCAACUUAACGAUAUAUCUUGAGAGGUUUUCUUGGUUCUAAUCUCUUUUUGUAGAAAUAUUGGAGUAAUGGGAAAUUUUAUGAGGGCCUUUUUUGCAGCGAUUGUUGACGCAUGUAUUUCCAAUGAAAUAGAGCGGAUUAUUGGUAAUCUGAUAAUCCUGUCGAGGGGAGGUCAAAGAGUCGAAUUUAGGAUCGUAUUUCUCAGUUUAACCGGUUGUUUCAUGCAAAUUACCGAACGAGUCAAACGAUAACCUCUAAGAGCGGGAAUUUUGGAAAUGUACCGAGACUGCUUGAAAUGACUCACUGGUUGCAAGUAAUUUGCAAAAUUUGAAUUCAUGAGACCGAUUGCAGUCGACGAUAACCCAUCGCCAAAACCAACCAUUAACGUGGUGAUAUACAAUCCCCGAUUGUUUUUGAAAUUGCAGUACCAGAGUAAUCGAAUUUUCUGCUCAUUGAUUUCUCAACGAGCGGUAAUAUGGCUGAAUGGGUUAUUACAUACGGAAAGAUGCAAUUAAUUCUACCUCUUGCGCUAAAAUGGUCUCGCUACAGGAAUCGAGAUGAAUUCUGGAGGCCUAAUUAAUUACCAAGAAUAAAAUUAAAAAUACCCCAAAGAGGAGAUUAAACGGAUUUAAAUCGGGGGCAAUUUCAGAUAUCGGAUUCUUUAACUCGUCCAAAUUUCCCCGAAGAAUCGUCAAUGAGUAAAAUGGUCUCGCUACAGGAAUCAAGGUGUAAUCCCCUCGCGAGGGUUCGGAUUUGCCGUGGCGUUGCAUUAAAGUGCACUUUCCCGAUCGAUUGCUACACCCGUUACACAAGUGGUGGGAAAAUGCGAGAGCCUCCGCGUUUACGACGGAAAAGCUUUUACGAUUCUCGCGAGGAUAUCGCCGUUGAUUGAAUUAUACGAUCGCGAGCAAAACCUGCUCUUUCAAUUCGGCGGGCCCAAUGGCGUCCCUCCAGACCUCCGACUCGAUAAAUCCGAUAUAUAUCGAAGCCUGUAUAGGGCAUGACACCUCGCGCGAGCUUUUCAUCUCGCCGUUUGCUAAAUUCCUUUGGAGCCCUCCAAAUCGCUCGCUUAAAGGUCCGCCGAACGGAUCGAUCCCUCGAACGAGGAAUAUCGCGCCGCCAUCAUUAAUACUCCUCCGCAAGUUUGGCUCUUUCAUUUUCCCUCUGGCUCGAUAUAUCGACGGUGGCUCUCGAUUCUCACCUCGCGGGUCAAAUUACUCUCCGAAGUCCUCCAGAUACCGAGCGAGUGUUAAAAAUUAGUAUAACAGUCGUGGAUUGGCAAGCGACGCCAUCUUGGUUUGCCGAGAGAUCAAUAUUCCUCCGCAAGGUUUCACUCUUCUCUUUACCUACGCUCUCGAUUUAUCGAGGAUUACUCUUGAUUAUCACCUCCUGGUUUAAAAGUGUUUCUCGAAGUCUCGUAUAUACCUUGGAAAGUAAUAAUCGACGGGAAUAAGCGUGAAAAGUUUGCGCAGUCUCUGGUAUCGAGACGCCGCCAUCUUGCUUUCCCAGGAGACGUCUUGCGGCUCCACAAAUCCCGGGAUAUUCCCUCGAAAAAUUCAUCGAAAAUUCUCUUUCCCGUCUAUUAGACGAGCUUUAUUGGAUUUCCUUUGAAAACGCGAGGAGCUCUCGAAGCUCUUGGCAAAAACUCCCGCGAAAAGAAUACGUUUUAACUUUAAAGUCAAAGCCACCCUUUGGAGCUGCGAGGAUUUAACGAGGACGAAACGGUCAAAUCGAUUCUGACACUCCUCGAUUAAUUCCCGCCAUCCCUUGUUGGUUUUUUUAGUAAUUUUUUUAAUAAUUUUACAUUGUUUAUGGAGAUGGGUAACGAAUUGUUGUCGGCGUGGCUCUAGUGUUCCUCACGACUCCUUCUCUUCAAAGUCAAUGUAGAAUAUAGCGAUGUACCUUAAGAUUACCUAGAGUCUGUAAUAAACUGUACAUAUAUAUAUACAUAAUAUAUAUAUUCGCAGACACUCGCACGCACAUAGGCACACCUUAUAAAUAAAUAAAUAUCCCAGCGAUCUGUGCUUUGGCUUGUGCCGUUCUUCGUGAUAUUAACAUUGCAAAAAUGAAAUUCGUUGUCAAGUCAAUAUACAUGCCUACGUUAGGUUACCGGGAGUCGAGUAAAUAAACAAUUGCGUACGUGUUAACAAUGUGCGCUUUCAAAAUGACGAGACGUGAAACGCCAUGUAGGAGCGCACUUCGUGUAUGUACCGCACUGUAUAUAGAGUGCAAUUGCGAAUUUUCGACUGCAAAUUAGUAUCCGAAGCUACUUUUCGACCAGAGGUUGCAAGAAUCGAUUAGUCGAUCGAUCACCACAGAGCUUAUCGUAGAAUCCCGUGGGAUGCAAAGGUGGAAAACGCUUUCUCGAUAUCAUUUUCCUUUCUAUGCUUUUUCCAUUAUUCCGAUUUUCUCACUAAAUCCAGGUAGUGGGUCGUUCGUGUCAGAUGAAGCUUCUGAAAUUAUCCAUUUUGACAAUUUCAUAUUUCUUCAAUAUCUUCCGAUUAGUUUUCAUUAACGCCUGAUCUGAUGCGUAAAUUAAUUGAAAGUACAGGAAAUAAUUCGACGGGCAGUUUUGCAACAAUCACAGGGUGCAUACAUUUCUUUCGGAAAAAGAUGUGAACAAUCGAAAUAUCUCGAAGCCAUCGGCCCACGAUCGAUUAAUUAUUGAAAUUAUUUAAUUUUUCAAUUUCGCGUCGAAUCAUUUGCACGAGUAAUUCACGGUCGGGACCACUUCGCGUCGCGUAUGCCACGUAACAAUAUACUUAGUCAAUUAUUAAGUCGAUCCUCGUAUUGAAACAAUGGAGAUUUUCACAUUGGUAGAAUCUUGCGCCUCUCUCGCGGUGAUAAAAAAAUCCCGGAUUGUUUCUCGCGGUGAUAAACAAUCACGGAUUGUCUCUCGAGUCGUCCGAGUAUGACGUAAAAAGAUAUUCCACUUAUUGUUCGGUCAUAAUCGUUAAAGUGAGUACCGAUGAGUUAUACAAGAUUGGAAUACUUUUUUGCCUCGUAUCGACAAGUACCUCGUUUCGCCAAAAUUGCCUCGAGAGAGAGUGAGCAAUAAACAAAAAUAAAAGCUGAACAAUCGCGCAUGAUUCUUCUCGUCUCUAAAUAUUAAUUGUCCAAUCGUUGUCAUUCGUCCAAUGUUUGGAAAACAAGCCGAGAAGAGAUAAUUGUCAAUUGACGGAAAUAUCGAAAGCGUAAAUUGAAUUUCUACGUUUGCAAAAUACAUCAGACGUGACUGCAUUUUAAUUUAAUAUUUACACUGAACAUUAACAGUGCAAUUAACAUUGCUCCUUUGCCGCGGUAACUGUACAUACAUAUGCAAUGCAUAAACAAUGGUAUUAAGUCAAUAUUGCUCCGCAUCGCUGCUUGAAGUAAGAGAAAAAUAUUUUUGUACCUCAUGCGAUGCUUCAUUCCGAUGCAACAAAAUAUCGAUCCACUGGAUUUACGCAUUCUUUUUAUUAAUUAUUUCCUCCGCCAGACAUUAAGGCGACGUGGAAGUGGCGUCCAAUAGGUCAUAAACGCCGGAUGCACUUUCACACCCCCUUAAUCUAAAAAGACAUUAUCCGCAUUUAAUUUGAAGACAUACGGUGCAGGGCGAAGGUUAAAAAAAAAAUCAUAAUUCUUCGUAAGACGAAUAAAACGAUCGGACAAUUUUGAAGCGGAGCGAGAAGCGUGUCUUUGCUACAUACUUUCAAUUAGUACCGAAGCGUCUUAUAGUAAUGUAGAUAUGUACGUUUACGCUACCACCUUUCCACUCAUUACCUUCCCCAUGAUCGAUUUUCUACCCGACGAAUACGAAUUAAACGUUACAAUCAAUCAGUGUGUAUGGAGUAUGCUUAAACGUGUAUCGUACCAUUAUUUAUUGUAAAUAUGAUAUACAAGAAGUCGCACUUGGUGCACCUCGACGAAAUCACGAUAUGGUACUUUUUAAGAAGAGCGGUAUUACCCUAUAAGGACAGACGUGUAUUUUCGACACGCUCGUACAUUUGAGGACCCUCUAAGUACUCUCUUUGCUUAAAAAAAAAAAAAUAUUAAGUGUUCAUUAAACGCCUCUACUAUAAUUAUUUUGGCCAGACGGAAAUUAUUUCUACAUCGAAGUGAUACAUAAAAUUACAUUCAACGGUGGAUUAAUCUUGGGAAUAUUAUUAAUAACAAGUACUUUGUCGGUCCAGAAAGGUACUCGCGUGUACGGGACUCUAGGUGCCUGUAUUUAUAAGGUAAGGGUAACCAGAAACUCUAACUUAGGGCAGGAAUUACGUAAAACUAAUGGAUUUAAAGGAAGAAAAGGAAUAAGAAAAAGAAAAAAGAGCAAGCCAGUCGCAUUUCGCCUCAGAUCCGACCUUUAGUAACUCUUGCUAAUUAGCGAAAUAGCGAGUACGUCAUCGGUGUGCUACACAAUGGAAUAUCUCACUCGAGGUUUGCUUUCGCUUUUAACCGAAAGACGAGACAAAAGUGUAUUACGUUAAAUGUUGUUAGGUUAUAUGGAAGAAUACUAUAAAUGUUACCGUUAUAUGUAAUUAUUAUCUGGGGCUAGCUAAGAGAUAUGACUGUAGUUAUCAUGAAAUAAAUUAUACGAUGAUUACUA
This is a messenger RNA of Orussus abietinus, 10812 nucleotides long. RefSeq names its product acetylcholinesterase. Bases 638 to 2479 code for a protein of 613 amino acids. The transcript has 6 exons. The record is from RefSeq and is a predicted model, not a curated record. Gene Ontology annotation, molecular function: acetylcholinesterase activity. NCBI's taxonomy places the organism in Eukaryota, Metazoa, Arthropoda, Insecta, Hymenoptera, Orussidae. Gene Ontology annotation, cellular component: plasma membrane. Gene Ontology annotation, biological process: acetylcholine catabolic process in synaptic cleft; choline metabolic process.